AUGACUGCAACAAUGGAGUUGGGCAUCUCGAAGCAUCAGCGUUUUCCCAACAACCUCAUUGGUCCAUUCCAGUUGAGCCCCUCUGGCCCAGGACCCUCCCACCUGCUUCUCUCCUGCGACUGCGCUCUGGGCCAGGCACGCCCCGCCCCCACACCACCCUUCUCGGAGAUGGAAAUUCUGGGCGCAGAGUGGACUCCAGAAGAUGAAGCAGGUAGGGUGGUGGGGAUGCUGGGGCUGGAGGGCCAAGGCAUGACUAGGUGGAGCAUGCGAGAGGACCAGAGAGGAUACGCUGAGCCAAAACGUCUGGGCCUGGGCCGGAGGGCCAUGGUGGAUGAUACUGAGGAUGUCUCCCUGGACUUUGGCAACGAAGAGGAGCUGGCCUUCAGGAAAGCCAAGAUCAGGCACCCCUUGGCCACCUUUUUCCACCUGUUCUUCCGAGUCAGUGCCAUCGUCACCUACAUAUGUUGUGACUGGUUCAGCAAAAGCUUUGUGGGCUGCUUUGUCACUGUGCUGCUCCUCCUGUCCUUGGACUUCUGGUCUGUGAAGAAUGUAACUGGAAGGCUCAUGGUGGGCCUCCGAUGGUGGAACCAGAUUGAUGAAGAUGGGAAAAGCCACUGGAUAUUUGGAGCCAGAAAGGUCUCGUCCAGCAACAUCGCUGCCACAGAAGCCGAAGCGCGCAUCUUCUGGCUCGGUCUUAUCAUCUGCCCCAUGAUUUGGAUUGUGUUCUUUUUUAGCACCUUAUUUUCCUUGAAGCUCAAGUGGCUGGCCCUUGUGAUCGCUGGGAUUUCUCUCCAAGCAGCUAAUCUGUAUGGCUACGUCCUUUGUAAGAUGGGCAGCGAGAGUGACAUCAGCAAAGUCACAUCCAGCUUUCUGUCCCAGACGAUGUUCCUGACGGCCUGCCCAAGUGACUUCCAGAAACCUGACCUGGAGGGGCUGGAGAUCCACCGGCAUUAG
Molecule: messenger RNA, 954 nt
Organism: Chrysochloris asiatica (Cape golden mole)
Lineage: Eukaryota; Metazoa; Chordata; Mammalia; Afrosoricida; Chrysochloridae
Gene: TVP23A
Product: trans-golgi network vesicle protein 23 homolog A (S. cerevisiae)
Exons: 9
Coding region: 1-954 (317 amino acids)
Biological process (GO): vesicle-mediated transport; protein secretion
Cellular component (GO): Golgi membrane
Source: RefSeq, a predicted model, not a curated record